Messenger RNA from Leptopilina heterotoma, 1588 nucleotides. RefSeq names its product armadillo repeat-containing protein 6 homolog. The record is from RefSeq and is a predicted model, not a curated record. The transcript has 5 exons. Bases 144 to 1517 code for a protein of 457 amino acids. Lineage: Eukaryota; Metazoa; Arthropoda; Insecta; Hymenoptera; Figitidae. Gene Ontology annotation, biological process: hematopoietic progenitor cell differentiation.
AUACUUCUAUGCAAAUAAGUAUAUAUGUUAUGUAUAUUUAUUUUCAAAUACAGUUGUGUAGGAUAUAGGAAGGUUUCUAUAAUACAAUUUUCACACGUGUUUGUUGAACUUAUUUAUACUUUUAAUUUCUAUAAUAAUAAAAUAUGGUUCGUGUUAUAAGUCAAGAAACAUAUGACGAAGUUGUGCAACAAAAUAUUGAUGAAUUCGAAAUGACUCCUAAAGAAGCUAUUGUCGAAGCAAUCAAAGAAUUUGAAGCACAGGGAAUCGAUCUGAGUAACAUUAUUAAAGACAUGGUAAUCGAUGACGGUUCAGAUAUCCUGUCGUGUUUGGAUAAAUUACAUGCAUGUUUAUCGGAAAAAGAUAAUGAUUCUAUUCAUUUACAACUAGAAAAAUUGAAGAAUGAAUUAGACAGAGAUAUUGCCCGGCGAAUAUAUGCAGCAAAACACAACGCUUAUUCAAUUCUGUUAAAUGUAAUUAAAGAGAUCAAAGACGAUGAAUUAUUAGUAAAACUUGCACUCAAAACAAUAACAUCAUUAAUGACAGGUCAUCCUGAUUUGCUGGACGAAAAAGGAAUUUCUCUUCAAAUAGAAAUUUUAAAUACAACGAAUGAUACCGAGACACUCCAGUGCUUAUUAAAAUGGAUUAAAACAUGUUGUAUUCAACACGAAAUUAAUAGACAAAAUAUAUUUAGUACAAAUAUUAAUGAGAAAUUGAUGAAGAUACUAAUUAAUGAAAAUGUAACAGGGUCUGAAGUGAAAAAUGUUUGUAGCGUUUUAAGAGUUUUGGUACUAGAUGAUGAUGUGAGACAUGAAUUUGGAAAAGCACAUGAACAUGCUACUUCUAUUGCCAAAAGUUCUCUGAAUGUUUUAACUGGAUUAUUAUCAAGAUUCAAAUUAGAUAAAUCUAUUACUGGAGAUAUAAUGCUCACCCUUGCAACUUUAUUAGUAAGAAAUGAAUUUUGUGAAGUUGUUGAUAAUGCAGGUGGUCUAAAAAUUCUUUUGGAUGUGAUGAUUGACCACCCUGAUGUUGAGAAACUGAAUGUUCAAUCUCUGAAAUUGAUGAAAGCUCUCGCUGGAAAUGAUAAUGUUAAAGCACGUAUUGUAACUGCCGGAAGUGCUCCUCUUAUUGUUUCAGCAAUUAGUAGACUGAAAAAUUCCCAAGCAGUUGUAAUUGCCGGACUAGCUUGCAUUUCUGCCUUAUCAUUAAGAAGUCCCUCAAACGCUGGAGUAUUUUUUGAUUGUGGUGCACCAGUUGUUAUCGUCGAUGCAAUGAAAGCUUAUCCUGAAAGUUUAAAUGUUCAGCAACAAGGAUCUUGGGCUAUAAGAAAUAUGUCUGUUAGAAAUACAAUUGAAGCAAAGGAAUUUAUUGAACACGGUGUUGAGAGUGUUUUAACAAAAGCUGUUAAUACUCAUGGUGAAACAUUAGAGAAUGAUAUAAAAGCUGCAUUAAGAGAUUUAGGGUUGAAAGUAAAUUUAAAAGAAAGAUGGACUGGGAAGGGUAAUUUAUUGGAAAAUUAAUCUUGAAGUCAACAUUUUUGAAUAAUUAUAUUUAUAGUAUUUUUAUUUUUUAUAAUACAUAGAUAUAAAAA